Messenger RNA from Betta splendens (Siamese fighting fish), 2194 nucleotides. It is a transcript of the gene cxcr2, whose product is annotated as chemokine (C-X-C motif) receptor 2. The record is from RefSeq and is a predicted model, not a curated record. Gene Ontology annotation, molecular function: chemokine receptor activity. Gene Ontology annotation, biological process: immune response; neutrophil chemotaxis; G protein-coupled receptor signaling pathway. The transcript is spliced from 2 exons. Bases 251 to 1360 code for a protein of 369 amino acids. NCBI's taxonomy places the organism in Eukaryota, Metazoa, Chordata, Actinopteri, Anabantiformes, Osphronemidae. Gene Ontology annotation, cellular component: membrane.
CUAAAUUUUUGUUCCAUGAUUCUCACAUCCUGCUGUAAGAUUAACCAGGGUUGUGGUUUUCAGAAGGAACUACCUGUCUUGACGAGACUUGUUUUUUUUUGAUUGACCAACACAGAUAACAGCUGUGGUUUCCUACUCUGUUUAAAGUGAUACUUUUGCUAUUGGAGUUAUUGCACUUCUCUGCACCUACUUUAAACAAGACCUGUCGUAAGCAGAGACAACAUCGAUUGUGACGAGACCUGCAGAGGAGAUGGAGAUAAAAGUUUUCAUUCUUAUUGUUUUGUGUUUAGUUCUGACAAGGCAGGAGGAGGAGAACGCAUCGGGAACAGAUGAAGACUAUUAUUCCACGCUGGACUAUAACUCGUCUGAACCCUGUGACAUCUAUGUGCCUGGAUUCAGCUCCCUGGGCCUGAUGGUCACCUACUUCAUCGUGUUUGCCUUCAGCGUGAUAGGCAACGCUGUCGUGGUCUACGUGGUUGGCUCCAUGACGAAGGGCAGAGCCAGCACGGACGUCUACCUGAUGCACCUGGCGCUGGCGGACCUCGUGUUCACGCUCACGCUCCCCUUCUGGGCGGUGGAACAUCACUUCGGCUGGAUCUUCCCCGGCUUCCUGUGCAAAGCGCUGUCGGGCUUGCAGGAGGCGUCCGUGUACAGCGGGGUCUUCCUGCUGGCCUCCAUCAGCGUGGACCGCUACUUCGCCAUCGUGCGGGCCACGCGCGUGCUGCCCUCCCACCACCUGCUGGUGACGGUGGUGUGCAGCGUGACGUGGCUGGCGGCCGCGGCCCUGUCUCUGCCCGUGAUUAUUCAGAGGGAGAGCGCGUACGACGAAUACCUGGAGAAAAGCAUCUGCUUCGAGAAUAUGACCGGCGAGAGCCGCGGCCGCUGGCGCGUGGGCAUCAGCGUGCUGCGCCACACCGUGGGCUUCUUCCUGCCGCUGGCGGUGAUGGCCGUGUGCUACGGCUGGACCGUGGCGACCCUGUUCCACGCGCGCAAUCAGCAGAAGCGGAAGGCGAUGCGCGUGAUCCUGGCGGUGGUGCUGGCCUUCGUGCUGUGCUGGCUGCCGUAUAACGUGGCCGUUCUGCUCGACACGCUCAGCCGAGGCGGGGUGUUCGAGAUCAAGACGUGCGGCGCUCAGUACGCGCUGGAGGUGGCGCUGGAGGUGACCAAGGUGUUGGCCUUCACGCACUGCGCCGUCAACCCGGUGCUGUACGCGUUCAUCGGGGAGAAGUUCCGCAACCAGCUGCUCUCGGCCCUGUUCAGACACGGCCUGAUCAGCAAGAGGCUCCGGGUGGCCUUCUCGAAAACCUCCGCCACCAGCGCAGGCAGCCUCCGGUCCAGAAACACCUCUGUCACAAUGUAGGGAGGUCACAUUAUGCGUUACAACACACCAGACAAUGAAAUAUGAAUAGAAAAAUAGGUUUGCAGCCCCGUAUGGUAAUGUGUGUGUGUGUGUGUUCUAUACGCAUAGCUACUAGUUGGACUAUUCUUCGAAAAUAUUUUCACCUCUGUGUUAUUUGAUGCUGAGAGGUUUAAAAUAAUAAUAUAAGUCAUUUACUGUAACUGUCAGAUGUGGGAAAACAGCUCAGGGACCUUAAAACCCUGUAAAACAGGAGCUGUUAAUAGAGUUGAUUUAAUGGGAAGCCAUACUUUCUACUUAAUAGAGAGUUUAGUGCUGUUUUUGUACAAAGCUUAAAGGACAAAGAUGAGUUUUUUUCAGUUUGUAAAUAAUGUGGUAUUAACGUUUCAGUUUCUUAGGCAGGAAGAGGUGAUUACAUCAGGUUUCUGUUUCCAAAGCAUACUUUUGCUCUGACUAUUCAUUUUAGUGCCAUUAAAUGCUAUAUUUUCCCACAACCUAACCCGUUAAAAUCACCCCAGACUGUGAUUAUUCUGAUUCAAUCUGUCUGGUUUAUUUACCUGAAUGUUUACGCUCACAUCCAGGGAGUCAAUGAGCACGUGUGAGGGCGGAAUGAAGACAGAAAAAGAAAUGGAGCAAGAGCUGUACAGUAUAUUGCAAAAUCUAAUUAUGAAAGGGAUGUUUUUAUAAGUUCCAAAUAUAUUAACGCUCUAUUCUAUUAUUUUCCUCAAACACUAUGUUUUCUAAAUGAUGUAGAGUUUGUGUUCUUAAUCUUCUAGGCGUAUCUGCACUGCUUAUAGUUUGAUUUGAUGUAACAUUUUCAAUAAAACCUAAACCUUG